GAAGAACCUUACCCUUCAAAAGCACCGUCAGCAAGGUGGCUUUUGUCCCUCCUCACGGGGGGGCAAUAAAUAGUUCAUCCGAUUAUGCCGGCGAGUCGUCCAGGGUCAAGCAGAAUGAAUACGGUGGGGCAUGGAAACGGGUGCCAUCGGGGAGGCUCCCUUCUUCUGAAUAGCUGUUGAUGUCGUUUGGCAAUUUCCAUGUUCAUAUUUCUAUCUUUUUCGUUGUUAUGUUUCCUCCCUGUCUGUGGGAAUGGUGGAAGAGCGAGGAACGUUUGCGUUUGGGCGCCAGUCCGACCGGCAGAGCAAAGAGCAUGCUACGUGCGAUUGCGGUGCUUUUACGCCUCGAGCGUGAAGAUGCGCAAGCUGCGAUUGCACGAGGAGCGGAGUUGGAAUGUCGGCUGCGGGGCAUUUCCAGCUGUAUCCAGGCAGCAUUGUCGUCGUCGGAUGAAUCUCUCUGCUGCAAGCCGAAGGAUCACGCCGGCUUAGAAGACCGUACAGUUGGAGGACAUCAUCGUCCCAAUUACACUCACCCUCCACACAAGAGAGGUCCUCAAACGGAAGGACCCGCAUCAGACUCGGCGGUAGGGAAGAUUACUAUCCAAUUGGCAGAACUGUCCUCAUUUGCCACCUUAUCCGUUUGUCUUUCGUCCCAUCUCUCCUCUGUUUCCCCUGCGAGGUCGUCGGAACGGAACGUUACCGAUGCCGGAGAGUUUGCUCGAUUGAUGCCGGGACUAGCUUCCCAGAAGAAUAGGGAGGCGGCCAACAGCAGUGCGAACCUAAUACGAUCGACAGUGAUGCUAGUCACUCCCCCUAUUCUUCGAUGAAGCGGUUUGUCGCCAGAUGCAUGCACAGAAAGCCUGAAAAAGGACGUCACUCUCACUCCCAUGCGAGUGUCAUCAGUGUCACAGUCACUUAUGUCGCCCGCAUGCGACGAUG
Molecule: messenger RNA, 936 nt
Organism: Fimicolochytrium jonesii
Lineage: Eukaryota; Fungi; Chytridiomycota; Chytridiomycetes; Spizellomycetales; Powellomycetaceae
Exons: 3
Coding region: 180-824 (214 amino acids)
Source: RefSeq, a predicted model, not a curated record